CGGCGCACCGUCAAGAUGGCGGCGGGUCUGAGGAAACGCGGCCGGGCGGCUCCCGCAGCCCGGGCAGUGGGACUCUGCGGGCAGUGGCUGCGGCGUGCCUGGCAGGAGCGGCGCCUACUGCUGCUGGAGCCGCGCUACACGCUGCUGGUGGCCGCCUGCCUCUGCCUGGCGGAGGUGGGCAUCACCUUCUGGGUCAUUCACAGGGUGGCAUACACAGAGAUCGACUGGAAGGCCUACAUGGCCGAAGUAGAGGGCGUCAUCAAUGGCACCUAUGACUAUACCCAACUGCAGGGUGACACUGGACCUCUUGUGUACCCAGCCGGCUUUGUGUACAUCUUUAUGGGGCUGUAUUAUGCUACUGGCCAGGGUACUGACAUCCGCAUGGCCCAGCACAUCUUUGCUGUGCUCUACCUGGCCACCUUGCUGCUUGUCUUCUUGAUCUACCACCAGACCUGCAAAGUACCUCCCUUCGUCUUUUUCUUCAUGUGCUGUGCCUCUUACCGUGUCCAUUCCAUUUUUGUGCUGCGGCUCUUCAAUGACCCGGUGGCCAUGGCGCUGCUGUUCCUCAGUAUCAACCUCCUGCUGGCCCAGCGCUGGGGCUGGGGCUGCUGCUGUUUCAGCCUGGCAGUCUCUGUGAAGAUGAACGUGCUACUCUUCGCCCCUGGAUUACUAUUCCUUCUUCUCACACAGUUCGGUCUCCGUGGGGCCCUCCCCAAACUGGGCAUCUGUGCUGUCCUUCAGGUGGUUCUGGGGCUGCCCUUCCUGCUGGAGAACCCUGUCGGCUACCUAUCCCGCUCCUUUGACCUUGGUCGCCAGUUUCUCUUCCGCUGGACAGUGAACUGGCGCUUCCUCCCAGAGGCCCUCUUCCUGCAUCGUGCCUUCCACCUGGCACUGUUGGCUGCCCACCUCACUCUUCUCUUACUCUUUGCCCUCUGCAGGUGGCACAGGACAGGGGAAAGUAUCCUGUCGCUGCUGAAGGAUCCCUCCAAAAGGAAGGUUCCACCCCAGCCCCUCACGCCCAAUCAGAUCGUUUCUACACUCUUCACCUCCAACUUCAUUGGCAUCUGCUUCAGCCGCUCCCUCCACUACCAGUUCUACGUCUGGUAUUUCCACACACUGCCCUACCUCCUGUGGGCCACGCCUGCACGCUGGCUCACACACCUGCUCAGGUUGCUGGUGCUGGGGCUCAUUGAGCUCUCUUGGAACACAUACCCAUCCACGUCCUGCAGCUCUGCUGCCCUGCACGUAUGCCAUGCUGUCAUCCUGCUGCAGCUCUGGCUGGGCCCCCAGCCUUUCCCCAAGAGCGUCCAGCACAGCAAGAAAGCCCACUGAGGUCCACCUCUCCCCCUCCAAUCCAUUGUCAGGACCCUGGAUGAGGAUGGACUCUGUGCCCUUCCCAAUAAACCUUACCAAGUCCACCUCUCUGCAGCCUACAUGGAGGUGCCUGGACCAGGCUAUGAGGGGCAUGCACGCGGCGGAUGAAGAACUCAUUCAGGCAGUCCUAAGAGGCACUUUAUUGCAUAGGUUUUGGGGACUGUGGCUCUCUCCCCUUCCACUGCACUGCACAGAACUCAGAGGGGAAGGGGCGCGGGGUGGGAGGAGUGGGAGAGAGCACAGGCAG
Molecule: messenger RNA, 1621 nt
Organism: Diceros bicornis minor
Lineage: Eukaryota; Metazoa; Chordata; Mammalia; Perissodactyla; Rhinocerotidae
Gene: ALG3
Product: ALG3 alpha-1,3- mannosyltransferase
Exons: 9
Coding region: 16-1332 (438 amino acids)
Cellular component (GO): endoplasmic reticulum
Molecular function (GO): dol-P-Man:Man(5)GlcNAc(2)-PP-Dol alpha-1,3-mannosyltransferase activity
Source: RefSeq, a predicted model, not a curated record